UUUAUUAUCUUAAAUAUUUGCUUAGAAAGAUAUUUUAUUUAUAAUUUAAUGAUAGAUAAAAUAAUUAACCAAAAUAAUUACCGCGAAAAUUCGAUUGCAACCUGUGCAUUAAAUUUUCAAUGUAUUUUAUUUCGAUGGAUUUUGUCUAGAGUGUUGGAAAAAUAUUGUAAAAUACUUAUGAAAUAUGCUAUUGGAAACUACUAAUGGAAAUAACUACUAAUGGAAACAACUGUUAUGUGAUUGCUAAAAAAUAAAAUCAAGUUAAGAAACCACGAUUUGAUUGAUCUGAAUAUGACAUCUCUCGCGACGACAUCCACAAAAAGACCUCCUCACAGCAGAAAUGUUCGGCAAGGUAGUCUUAUUGAUUUGGAUAUUGAUAUGUUUCUCAAGAUAUCAAAUUAUGAAGAUACAGUCAGGCAGCUUGACAUCUAUUAUGGAAUUGUCAAAAGACAAUUACUACGCUAUCAAAGUUGUAUAACAGGUCUUUUUCCACAAGUUUCAAACGAUAAAGUAGUUGGAAGUGUAAGAGAAAGUAUUUAUUGCGCUGCUGCUGUGUGGAGUUUGUAUCAAGCAUAUAGGCGUAUAGAUGAUGAUCGUGGAAAGUCUUAUGAACUUGGACAAUCAGCUGUAAAAUGCAUGCGUGGAAUUUUAGAAUGUUGGGUGAAACAAUCACCUAGAAUAGAGUUAUUUAAACGCAAUCAGUGCGAUCGCUUUGCAUUGCAUUGUAAAUUUUCUUUAGAUACUGGUGAUGAAAUUUUUAAAGAUGCUGACUACAAUCAUUUGCAAAUUGACAUUGUUUCCUCAUAUUUGAUAUUUUUAGUACAAAUGAUUUCUUCAGGAUUGCAAAUUAUAUAUACUCAAGAUGAAGUAGCGUUUAUACAAAAUCUGGUGUAUUAUGUGGAAAGAGCAUAUCGUACACCAGAUUAUGGCAUGUGGGAACGUGGUAGUAGAUAUAAUGAUGGCACACCUGAAAUACAUGCAAGUUCAAUUGGUAUAGCCAAAAGUGCUCUUGAAGCUAUUAAUGGAUGCAACUUAUUUGGAGAAAAAGGAGCUUCCUGGUCAGUCAUAUAUGUUGACAUUGAUGCUCAUAAUCGAAAUCGUAGCAUUUUCGAAACGAUGCUUCCAAGAGAAUCAAGUUCUAAGAGUGUAGAUGCAGCUUUAUUACCAACAAUAUCUUUUCCUGCAUUUGCCACUCACGAAGAAAUAUUAUAUAACGAGACGAAGGCGAACAUAAUACGGAGAUUAAAAGGCAAUUAUGGAUUUAAAAGAUUUGGUAGAGAUGGAUACAAAACAGUUAUAGAAAACAAAGAUCGACGAUAUUACAAAUCUGGUGAAAUCAAGGUCUCUGAUGAAUUUGAUCAUAUAGAAUGUGAAUGGCCAUUGUUUUAUAUAUUUAUGAUUAUUGAUGGUGUUUUUAAAACCUUGCCAGAACAAGUGGAAGAAUAUCAAAAAUUGUUAAAAGAACGGAUAUACAAAGAUAUUAAUGGAGAUCCUGUAAUACCUAUGUAUUACUAUGUACCUGAGGAAAGUUUGGAACUAGAAAGAAAUGAUCCUGGUAGUACAUAUCGAGUACCAAGUGCUGAAGGAAGAGGACAAAAAAGUUCAACAGAUACGGAACAUGGACCAAUGUAUUUGUGGAAUCAAGCUAUGUUUAUAAUUGCCCAACUACUUACUGCUGGUUUAUUACAUAUUAAUGAAUUAGAUCCAAUUAGACGUUAUCUUCCUUCGUACAAUAGACCACGAAAAGCUGGAAGGUAUUCAGCUUUUCAAGGUACUCAUACUGAUCUUGUAGUACAAAUCGUUCUUAUUGCUGAAUCCAUGCGAUUACAAGCUAUGAUGGCAACAUAUGGUAUACAAACGCAAACACCACACGAAGUGGAACCUGUACAAAUAUUGUCAUCUACACAAUUAGUAAAAGUUUACGAAAAAUUGGGUGUAAAUAAUAAAUUAAAUCUACGAGGCCGACCAGCAAGGCCAAUUGGAUCUUUAGGUACAAGCAAGGUUUAUAGAGUAUGUGGUAUGACAGUACUCUGUUACCCUUUAAUAUUUGAAGUGUCAGAAUUUUAUCUGUACAGAGACAUGGCUUUAUUAAUCGAUGAUAUUAAAACUGAACUUCAGUUUGUAGGCAAAUAUUGGCGACUUUCAGGUCGACCUACUGUGUGUCUUUUAAUACGAGAAGAACAUAUGAGAGAUCCACAAUUUAAAGAAAUGCUUGAUCUUUUUGCUAUGUUAAAAAAAGGAUAUUGUGAUAAAACAAAAGUACGAAUUGGUCGUUUGCAGAAUCUCAUUUCAUCUUCGUGUAUUGAACAUUUGGAUUUCAUAAAUACUAUAGAAACAGAUCUUGAACUCAAUCAAUUUAAACAAUUAGAACAUGAUUAUAUUGGAUAUCAGAGUUUAACAGAUGUACCUAAAGCUUUAACUUAUUCCGAAAAUAUAAAAGAUUAUUCUUAUUAUGUAAAUGAACCAUUAUAUAAUAUAUUAAAUGAAAUUCGUAACAAUAAAAGCUUAUAUACUUUGUGUCAACUUUAUGGCAUUUUGCUAAAACGGGAAGGACUUAACUAUGACAUUAAUGGAAUGACAGUUGGAGAUCACUUAAGAUCAUUGUAUCAACAAGCAGGGUGUCUUAGAUAUUGGAUGGUUGUUCGUUACUGUAGCAGUUUAUUGAAUCAUACAGUUGAUAGUAUAAGUCCUUUUAUAACAGGAGUUCUUGUUAAAGGAAAACAGAUAACAGUUGGAGUAAUUGGACAAGAAGAAACAGUAUUUGAUAAACCAAUGACACCCGUAGAAAUUCAGUCAGUUAUGUAUUCUACAAUUCAACCACAUAAUGUAGUUCAAGCAGUACUUCAACAAGAAGUAUUAUUGUACUGUGGUCGACUUAUUGGAACAAAUCCAGAAAUGUUUAAAGGAAUAUUAAAAAUUCGUAUUGGAUGGGUUUUAGAAGCAAUAAAACUUUACUUACAAAUGGUUGUUAAAAAUCCUAAACCAAUUGAGAACUAUAGUCCAUUUGAAAUUCGCCAAUUUCUUAUAAAAGUAUUAACGGUUAAAGAUUGGGCCAACAAUGAAAAACUUACAGUUCUAGGGCGCAGAAAGAUUGAAGGUUGUUUAUGCAGAGUGCCCGCACAUUUUUACAAUCAUGUUUGGGAAGUUUUAAUGCGUUGUCCGGAUGGUAUUUGUGUUAAUGGACGAGAAUUACCUCAACAACCUACUCUGUCUAACAUGACUCGUUCGGAACUUACAUUUGCUUUGUUUGUCGAAUCUUUACUUCAUCAUAUACAAUUACCAGAAUAUCGUCAAAUUAUUGUAGAGUUACUUACUAUAGUGUCGACAAUUUUACUUCGAAAUCCAGAACUAAGUUUUCAAAAACAGUUAAAUCUUAAUAAACUUGUUGAAGAUAGUUUCCUCAUGUAUUGUAAGGAUAAUAAUUUGGAAAAAUCUGUUGAUCAGUCACUAUUUUUCUCUACUCAUUACUCAAUAACUACAGGAUAUCUUGCUAGAGCUGUAGUUAACAAUAUGCUUACUGGAGGAUGUUUUGCAACUAUUAAUGAUAUUAAUGAUGCGAUUGAAAAUAGAGAAACUUGCAAAAUUGCAUAGUGGAAAAAAUGGAAUAUUGUUUGUAAACAUAUUAAUCAAAGUUGUAUUUAUAUAAGAAUAUUGUAUUUUCUUAAUAUAUAUGUACAUUUUCUCAAUUAAAAACUUGCUUUACAUAAAUGAAAUAUUGAAAUUCUAGGGUAUGGUAAAUCUAUCUAAAAAUCUGUAUUCAUAUGUUAAUAACAUAUAUUGUGUGUUAUACAUCAAGAUAUUUUUUAUAACACACAAUAUUUACUACAUUACAUUUUACUACAUUACACACAAUAUUUACUACAAUAUUUACUACAUUAUAUUUUACUACAUUACAUUUAUAGAUUAUAAUAUUGUCUAUAAAGAAUUUUCACAAGUGUACAACCUUAAUCAUAACUUAUAUAUAACUUAUAUAUAACUUAAUCAUACUACAUAUUUAGAAUCAUCUUUUAGCGAAAUUUGUAUCCAUUGCUCUUCCAGAUCUUUGUAUAUUAUUUAUAUUAGCUUUAAUUCUAGAAGCAACAGUACCAACUUCUGCAGCAGCUGCUAAUUGUUUUGUAACAAAAUCUUGAUUAUAUAUUCUUCUACUAUCCAUUUCUUUCUUCUCCUCUUCACGAUAUUUUUUAACAUUUCGCUCUCGUUCUUCAUCCCUCCAUGUUGCAUUUGCUAUCAUUUCUUGCCUACGUCGUUCUUUUUCUUCUUCUGUAAGAUUCUGUUUCUUUUUAAAAUUCCAUCUAUCUUUGUUCCUAUCUUCUUUAUGGUGUUUUUUAAUUACAUCAGAAGAUGAUUUAAAAUACGUUGUUUCUUUUUGAGUAUAUAAUUUGUUUGGGACAUCUUUAUACCUAUCCUUAGUAUCGUACUUAUUGUUAUAAGUAUUAUUUCUUCUAUCUUGAGGACUUCUUGAGCGAAAAUCUUUGUCCCUGCGUUUACUUUUAUCUCUUUUAAAUGUUCUAUCUUUUCUAUCUUGAAUUGAAUUAUCAUCAGUUUCUUGACCUGUACUGUGUGCUCUAAUAUAUUUUCCAUGCGACUUAUGCCUUCUUUCUUCAUCUCUGUCAGAUAUUAAAUAUUUUUCUUUACUAUAUUUCUUAACUUCAGUAUUUUUUUCUUUACUCUUAUUUCUCUUCCUUUUGUUCUUUUUUAAAUGACCAUCACUUUUAUUUUCUUCACUGCUACUUUCUGAUUCGCUAAUACUUGAAGUAUCAUUUUUUUUUCUUGAUUUCCCCUUUUGUUUACGUUUUAUCUUUUUCAUUGAUUUUAUUAAAUCGUCAUUGCUAAUUUUAUCUUUCAAUUGUUUAUAUUUAGUAGCCAGCAAUAGAUCCAGUUGUGCUUCAUCAUCACUAUCAAUAUCUUGUAUAUUUCUCUUCUUCUUUUUUCCGUUCUUACUUUUCUUUGACUGUUGUUCCAGCAAUUGUCGUAAUUGCUUUAAUUUAACAGGAUUUUUUAGCAAUUGACUUCUUGUUUCCAUUUCCUUUUUUUUAAUAGCAUAUAAAGGAUCUUCUUGCAUUUUUCUUGCUAAAUCUACUUGUUCAUUACCAGAAAAGAAACGUAAUGAUGGAGGAAUACACUCUGUUCAACAUGAUUUCUUGGUGCUUGAUUUAAUUCAUUAUCCUUUUCUACUUGAACCAUUUGUUCAAAUGAUUUAUCAAUUGGUCGUCCAAGUAAAUACUCUUCUCUAUUAAUCAAUUGAUUUGGUCCUUUAUACAUCCAAUCUAAUUUUUUGUCAUCCUUCUUUUCUAUGACACCUUGUUCCAUUGCAUACUUUUUCAUAUCCUCCCGAUCUUUUUCCAUUUCUAUUUCUUUCUUUAGUUCAGCUAUCUUUUUUUUCUCCUGACUUUGUUGCUGUUCUGCUUUCCAAACUUUUUCUAUGUUCUUCAUCGUGGAUGGGUGCCACGAUUUCUUUAAAUUCAAAUCUCCUCCACCCAUCUCUAACAGAGAAUAAGACACAAAAUGAGAUGUCUUUUUUUAUUAUCCAGAUUUAUUAUAUAUUUAUUAUAUAUUUAUUUAUUAUAUUCUGUUUUACUGUACGUAACAAUAAUAAGUAGUACUGCGAUAGUAGUACUGCGAUAGUAGUACUGCGAUAGAUACUGCGA
This is a messenger RNA of Heterotrigona itama, 5648 nucleotides long. Lineage: Eukaryota; Metazoa; Arthropoda; Insecta; Hymenoptera; Apidae. The record is from the annotation of a GenBank genome assembly.